CAGCAGGAAAUGGAGGAGCACAAUAGCGAUUUCAGCGAAGAUAGCGAUGAUGGGGAUAAUUCUGACGAGAUCAGCUGGGUUUCAUAUGGACUGAUGGCCAGUGUUACCAUGGUCGCUUAUCAAUUCUUUCUGGUAUAUUUCAUGAAUGCUCCUUCAACAAUUAUAGUAAAGAUUACAGUGUCAUUAGUGUUAGGAAUAUUAUUGUUCACAUUAGAAUCUUCACUUAAACUCAUAAGUUAUUUUAAAUACCGAAAUGCUCCCAAAAAUAGACAUAGAUUUCUUAGCCAUGAGUCUGCGACAAGAGAGUAUGAUGAAUUAUGCAUUGAGGAAGAAAAUAGCUCCAAUGAAGAUACACAGGGUUACAAGAAUUCACUUUGUAGAUGCAUUUCUUCAUUCUUCAAGAAAUUUAAUAACGAGCGAUAUUCCCAAGGGAAUGAUUGCAACUAUUCUAAGAGGAAAGUCUCAUAUAGUAAAUCCAAUCCGAGUCAAUAUGAGGAAGAAAAGCAGUCUAGACUCCAUCAGGCUUUGAUAAAGAAAGACAAUGAUACUAGUAAUCCCUAUCAAGGAGUUGGUUCUUGAUUUAGAGCAUUAAAAGGUUCCAGACAAAAUUUUAGCAAUAGAUGAUCCUACUUCGCUUCAGAAAAGAAUGAUGAUUCUGAAGAAGCUUCUGGGUUUCGAAAAUCAAAGAAAGAAUCUUUUAUGAAAUCUGAUACUGAUAAAUCUUUAUAUGUCCAUCAAAGAAUCCUUGAAAAAAUCCAGGAACAAGAGCAGCAGCUUUCAGAGUUUGAAGAGGAUGAUGAUACCAGAACCUUUGAGUGUUUUCAAACAUGUAAUUUAGCAAUUGGAGCAAUUCUGUUCAGUCUUUCUCACUAUGGUUUCCUGUAUUGAUUCGAAUCAAGAAGAUAUUACUCAUCAUCCUCCAGUAGGCUUCCUGACAAGGAUCUGAACCAUACAUGGAUGUACGGGCAGACAUUAGUCAUGAUAAUUGUUCCUCUCAUCUUCUUGAUGGUCUGGAAGAUUUACAAGUGAGAUAAGCCGGUAUGGGUAAGAAUGGCAACUACACUCAUACCUUUCUUGAUAAUACUAUCACUUGUCCUUACUUCAUGGAAGAUAUAUUACGAAUUACACUUCUUUGCUGUAUAUUGUUUUGAAAUAACAGCUUCUAUUAUAUUUGCUAUUUCCUUGACUAUUAUCAAGUACACUCAGAAAUGGAAGGAUUUAGAGAGAGAAGACUCUAGUUUUACACAAAAAUCUUACAUGCAGACUUUGAGAGCGAUUAUAUAUUCAGAGUUAGGGUUGUCCAUCGCCUUUCUUGGGCUGAAAUACAUUGAUUGGUAUCCGAGAAUUUACUCAGAAAAAGUCUUUUAUAGAAGUCUUGUAUGGUAUGAAUCAUUAUUUAAUCCAUUUAUUUUGCUUGUAGGUGGAUUUUAUUUAUUAAGUAUUUUCUUACUUUCUCACAUGAUGUCACAAACAAAAGAGAAAGGGUCUUACAGUAUUUGGACACCAAGCAAAAUCAGGGUAUCUACUCUUCUAUGUAUGAAGGCGUUUGAAUCGGAAGCUCUUAUCUUGAUCAGCCUUUUUAAUCAUAGUGAAGAGCUUGAUAUACUUGAUAUGUUGGGGAUGUUCAUAUUCAUGAUCGCUUUAUUGAUAAUGAGCUGUGAUGAUACUUCUACAAUUCUAAUGCAAACUAUUUUUGCUCAAGAGAAGCCCAAUUUUGAGACAUUUAUUUCAGAAAGACUUCAACUCCAACAUCCUACUAUUGAGAGAAAUUUCGAGUACUUUGUAGUAGAGACAGAUGAGAGUAUGCUAGUGAAGCAUCGAGAGGCAGUCUCAAAGCAUUAUAAAGAAGCCUCUAUUCAAAGAUUUAGUUUAAAAUUUUACGGAAUUAAUAUACCAAACGAAGGAGUUGAGCCAAAUGACGAGAAGGAUCUAAUAAGAAAGGGUCUCAAUGAGUAUAUAGAGAGACUUAUGUAAACUAAUUUCAACUCCU
Moneuplotes crassus is the source of this 1990-nucleotide messenger RNA. Lineage: Eukaryota; Ciliophora; Spirotrichea; Euplotida; Euplotidae. The record is from the annotation of a GenBank genome assembly.